Dermacentor andersoni is the source of this 1284-nucleotide messenger RNA. Its product is annotated as TIP41-like protein. The record is from RefSeq and is a predicted model, not a curated record. Gene Ontology annotation, biological process: TOR signaling. Gene Ontology annotation, cellular component: cytosol. NCBI's taxonomy places the organism in Eukaryota, Metazoa, Arthropoda, Arachnida, Ixodida, Ixodidae.
AAAAUCAGCGUCGGCUGUUCGGAGGCUCUCUUUUUGAGUUUUGUCACCCUAAACACGCGUGGACAUUUCUAAAAGAAUGCAAAAACGUGUGCUUUGCAGUUAACUAUAUUACAAUAUCAAAGAGUCACCUCAUUCUAUGAUAGUUUUAGCCGUGAAGCUUUGACAAGCCCAGAAAAAGAGGUGUUGCCGGUCGCCUGGUGCUAUUGACGGCCCGCGGUAACUGCAGCGCGCAAUCAAAAGGAAAGCGCAAGGAUGCAACUAGUCAGGUGACGCCGUGUUGUUGUAACAGGGUGUUCAUUCAGAACGGCAGCGAAAAAAGAAAUGUGCGGCGGCACUGAAGAGCACUUCGCCUUCGGCCCAUGGAAAGUGACGGGCCGCUCCAGCCACAUCCUUCAAUCACAGUGCCCGACGCCAAGCGUGUGCAAAAGUGCCCCGUCCGAUGGGACCGGUGAAAACCGGCAAAUCUGCUUUUUCUGCAGAUUUAUUGAAGAAUUGAAGCUGCCAACUUAUCCAGACAUGACCUUCGCUAAUAACAUUCUCCGUCUAGAGCACACUGGUGGGUUUGGGAUAGAGUUCACCUGCAUCGACGCACUGCGCUGUCUCAGCAGUGACAACUACAUCCCCAGAGUGGCUGCAGCCCAAGCAUGGCAGGAGGCAAGGCCACUUGCCAACUAUUCCAAAGAGAACGAAGCACAUUUUGAUUGGACUUUCACCACUGACUACAAGGGCACGCUUUUUGGCAAGGACAAAACUAUUGUGGUUAAAGAGACUGAGGAGCACAUUGACCUGGAAAAGCUCAAGAAACGAGACCAGAUCCUUUUCUACCAGGAUGUCUGUCUCUAUGAGGAUGAACUUGCCGACCACGGAGUAGCGCAGUGUUCUGUAAAAAUGCGCAUCAUGAAAAACAGCUUCUUUGUGUUGCUGCGCUACUUCCUGCGAGUCGACAAUGUGCUCAUCCGCAUCAACGACACCCGUUUCUACCAUGAGGCAGGCUGGAAUUAUGUGCUGCGGGAGUACACCAGUCGGGAAUGCGAGGCAUCUCAGCUCGACGUGCCAAUUGCAGUGCUGACGGAUCCCGCUGCCCUGUGUGAGCACGUUCCGGUACGCAAGACACUGAGGGAGUGUCUGCAGCUGCCUGGCUGAAACACAAGAGAGAGAAAGACUGGUUCUUGCAUUGUUGAGUGGUGCUGACUUAACUGAACUGUUCCAAUGCAACUGACCACUGAUGUCCAUUUGCUUUACAUGCCGAUUUCAUUGUGCAUAAAAGUGGGUUUGUUCACGGAA